This is a messenger RNA of Penicillium waksmanii, 2133 nucleotides long. Its product is annotated as ATP-dependent DNA helicase 2 subunit KU80. Bases 1 to 2133 code for a protein of 710 amino acids. Gene Ontology annotation, cellular component: nucleus; Ku70:Ku80 complex. The record is from RefSeq and is a predicted model, not a curated record. Lineage: Eukaryota; Fungi; Ascomycota; Eurotiomycetes; Eurotiales; Aspergillaceae. The transcript has 11 exons. Gene Ontology annotation, molecular function: damaged DNA binding; double-stranded DNA binding; telomeric repeat DNA binding. Gene Ontology annotation, biological process: telomere maintenance; DNA recombination; cellular response to gamma radiation.
AUGGCUCAAAAGGAGGCAACUAUUUACAUUGUCGACGUGGGCAGGUCCAUGGGCGAACGCCGUCAUGGCCGCUCCGUCACAGAUCUGGAGUGGGCCAUGCAGUAUGUCUGGGACAAGAUCACCACCACGGUUGGAAAUGGUCGAAAGACAGCGAACGUUUCGGUUCUUGCUCUGCGUUCAGAUGACACGUCAAAUGAGCUCCGAGAGGACGCACAUAAUUCGAACAUCUCGGUUCUUUCGAGAUUAGGACAAGUUCUCAUGCCUGAUAUCCGAAGCCUGCGUGAUUCCAUCAAACCCAGCAAUACAAACCGGGGCGACGCCAUUUCUGCCAUUGUCGUUGCUAUUACAAUGAUCAAUGAAUUUACCAGAACGCUUAAGUACAAGCGGAAGAUCGUCCUGGUCACAAACGGUACUGGGCCAAUGAGCGACAAUGGCCUUGAGGAGAUCCAAAAGAAAAUUGUCAGUGAUGGGAUUGAAUUGGCUAUUCUGGGAGCUGAUUUCGACGAUCCGGAGUACGGGGUAAAGGAGGAGGAUAAAGAUCCCCACAAGGCACAAAAUGAGAGCCUGCUUCGCGGAUUCGCUGAAGGUUGCGAGGGGACCUAUGGAACCCUAGAGGAGGCUAUCGCUGAAUUAGAAACCCCUCGGAUUAAAGCCGUCAAUCCCAUGCCAUCUUUCAAAGGCAUGCUCAGACUUGGUGAUUCUCAGAAAUACGAUACAGCUGUACAGAUUCCGGUUGAACGUUAUCCCCGAACAUACGUCGCCCGCCCGCCGUCUGCCAGCUCUUUUGUCCCCGUCUCCAAAACUACACAGGAAGAGGAAGGAGACCAGAAGCCAAGUCAUGGCGAUGCUCUUACCGCUGUGAGAAUGGCACGAACUUACCAAGUUGACGAUCCCUCUGCGGUUGGUGGCAAAGUUGAUGUUGAGCGUGAUGACCUCGCAAAGGGUUAUGAGUAUGGCCGGACAGCUGUCCACAUCAGCCAAAUAGAUGAGAACAUUACGAGAUUAGACACAUUCGCCUGUCUGGAUCUCAUCGGCUUCAUCAGCCAGGACAAGUACGAUCGAUACCUGCACAUCUCCAAUGCUAACAUUAUCAUUCCGGAACGUGCGAAUGAUAAGGCUUCUCUGGCACUGUCGUCUUUCACUCACGCCUUACACCUAUCGUCUUUCUAUGCUGUUGCUCGAAUGGUCACCAAGGAGAAUCGAGCCCCUCUGGUGGUCCUGCUUGCACCGUCCAUCAAUGCAGGUUAUGAAUGCCUCGUUGAGGUACAGCUUCCUUUUUCGGAAGAUGUUCGAUCGUACCAAUUUCCACCGCUGGACAAGGUGAUCACCGUAUCCGGCAAAACUAUCUCCGAGCACCGAAAUCUCCCAAAUCAAGACCUCCAAGAAGCAAUGGAUAAUUAUGUUGAUAGUAUGGAGCUGGACCACAAGGAUGAACUUGGGAAUGAUGUGCUGCCCAUCGAUGAAUCUUUCUCUCCGCUACUACACCGGAUCGAGUCGGCAGUGCGGUAUCGCGCAGUGCACCCAGACAACCCCAUUCUUGAGUCGCCUGAAAUCCUCACCAAAUUCGCACAUCCUGAUGAGGAGCUUGUGAAGAACUCAGCGUCCUCCCUUGAGAACUUGAUCUCUAAAGCGGAUGUUAAGAAAGUUCCUCCCAAGACUAAAGGACGCAAGCGCCAACGCGAAACGGAGAAGCCUCUUUCCGGUCUGGACGUCGACGCUCUUCUCAACCAAGAGCCAAAGCGUGCCAACAUAUCGCCCGAUAAUGCUAUCCCGGAGUUCAAACAGAUGUUGUCCCGUGCAGAAAAUAUUGAAACCAUUAAUGGUGCCGUCAAACAACUAUGUGCCAUCAUCGAAUCACAGAUCAAGAACAGUCUGGGCGACGCCAACUAUGAUCGUGUUGUGGAAGAAUUGGGGACUCUGCGUGACGAGCUGGUUGACUACGAAGAGCCUGCGCUUUACAACGAUUUCUUGCGCUCAUUAAAGUCAAAGAUAUUGCUAGAGGAACUCGGUGGCGAUCGACGAGAGCUGUGGUGGCUGUUGCGAAGAAGCAAGAUUGGUCUUAUUGACCGGAAGGCCUCUGAUCGAUCUGAGGUCUCAGAGGAAGAGGCAAAGGAAUUCCUUUCUCCUAAUUGA